GGCCAGCUGGUGUUGCACACUUCUCCUGAAGCUCAAUACACAGAUGAGGAUGGGACUGAAAGUUUAUGCUCAGACUCCAGUAAAACUGCAGAUCCGGAGCCAAUGAGACGACACGGUGACCACGAAGAUGCUGCUGUCCCGUCAGACAGCAACUGUAAAUCAAAGCUGACCAGGACCCACAUGGGGAAGAAGGUGUUUUCUUGCAGCACUUGCAGGAAAGAGUUCAGUAAAAGUAGUAUUUUAAUGGAUCACAUGAAGAUCCACACUGGCGAAAGGCCGUACUUGUGCAACACCUGCGGAAAAUCGUUUAGAAAAUUAUCAACAAUCGAAAAGCAUAAAAUGAUCCACAUGGGCGAGAAGCUCUAUGUCUGCAAAACAUGUGGAAAAAGUUACAGGCAAAAUUCCAGCCUGGUGAUUCACUCGAGGACCCACACCGGCGAAAGGCCAUACCUGUGCAACACCUGCGGCAAAACUUUUACUUCAUUAUCACAUCUUAAACGCCACAUAACCACGCACACGAGCCAGAAGCCUUACAUCUGCAAAACAUGUGGAAAAAGGUACACAGAACGUUCCGGCCUGCUGGUUCACUCGAGGAUCCACACUGGCGAAAAGCCGUACCUGUGCAACACCUGCGGCAACGCCUUUACUCAAUCAUCACUUCUUAAACGCCACAUAACCACGCACACGGGCGAGAAGCCCUACAUCUGCAAAACAUGUGGAAAAAGUUACAGGCUACGUUCCACCCUGGUGGUUCACUCGAGGACCCACACCGGCGAAAAGCCGUACCUGUGCAACACCUGCGGAAAAACCUUUACUGAAUCAUCAACUCUUAAACGGCACAUAACCACUCACACGGGCGAAAAGCCCUACAUAUGCAAAACAUGUGGAAAAAGUUACACAGAACGUUCCAGCCUGCUGGUUCACUCAAGGACCCACACCGGCGAAAGGCCUUACCUGUGCAACACCUGUGGGAAAACCUUUACUGAUUCAUCAGCUCUUAAACGGCACAUAACCACGCACACGGGCGAGAAGCCCUACAUCUGCAAAACAUGUGGAAAAAGUUACAAAGAACAUUCCAGCCUGCUGGUUCACUCAAGGAUCCACACUGGCGAAAGGCCGUACCAUUGCAACACCUGCGGGAAAACCUUUACUAAAUCAUCACAUCUUAAACGGCACAUAACCACGCACACGGGCAAAGAGCGAUAUUUGUGCAAGGCGUUUAGCCGCAGAAUUGAUUUGCUGAGUCACAUGAAAAAUCACCCGGAGGAGAAGUCUGGUGACUCGUGACAAAUGAAGCUCAUGUUGUCGUCCUCCGGGGGCAGCUGUCCACUCCUGUCUGACCCACAGAAGAAGAACCCGCAGAAGUCCAACCACCACCUCCUGUGGCUGAUGAGCCUAAUCCCCUCCCCACAAGGGUUGCAGGUUCAACCCGGAUUUAUGCUUCUCCGUCAACUUGAC
Messenger RNA from Cololabis saira (Pacific saury), 1458 nucleotides. Its product is annotated as zinc finger protein ZFP2-like. The record is from RefSeq and is a predicted model, not a curated record. The coding region runs from base 103 to 1287 and encodes 394 amino acids. The transcript is spliced from 2 exons. Lineage: Eukaryota; Metazoa; Chordata; Actinopteri; Beloniformes; Belonidae.